Molecule: messenger RNA, 1095 nt
Organism: Linnemannia hyalina
Lineage: Eukaryota; Fungi; Mortierellomycota; Mortierellomycetes; Mortierellales; Mortierellaceae
Source: the annotation of a GenBank genome assembly
AUGCCCUUGGUUCAAAAGUACCUCUACUGCGCCUAUGUGGAAGAUGUGGUGACUUUACUCCAGCGCUACAAGAGCGAGGACACGGUCGUGAUCUGCCAUUCAUACGGUUGCACCAUAGGGACACAUCUCUACUCUCGUCUGGCGACUUCGGAAACCCUGAACAACUCGAUCAAGGCCAUGGUAAUGAUUGGACCCAAGGCUGUGAUUACCGAGCAUGAGAUAAAGGGGCGGGCUCAGUUGGCAAAGACGCCGGAUUGGGUCGUGGAUUUCGCACGUAAGCUGGAUCGAAUGGGCGGGAUCCACUCUAAAUCCGUCAACCGUCUCCUUCAUGCGAGCGCAGGUGACGAUCUGAGGCGGAGACAGCUUCGAUGGAACAAGGCAUCGAGGACAGCGACCAACGACAGGAUACAGUCACCGCUCAUCAUCCCCAAAGCAGGACACCAAACCAUGUUGGAGAAAUGGGAGCACGUUACGCCUAUUAUCAGCUCGUUUUUGAUCAAGGACUGCGGCAUGACUACCAUGGAUCCCGCCUGGCAGAUCACCAAAAAGUGUCAACAGGAGAACAAAUGGAGUCUCAAGAACACGGAAAAGUGGAUGAACACACCCAUCAUGUCGUCACCUCUCGGCAGGGGGCCAGGAAAAUUCAGGGCGAUGAAGGUGCUUCGACAAACUGACCCCGACCACUCUCCUUCGGCAUUUUUGGCAAAACAUCCGGAAGUAGGCUUUAUUAUUGACAUGUCAAAGGAUGAGCCCCCAUAUCGAACCACAGACUUUGAGGCUACGUCGAUCACAUAUACCAAGCUCGCCACAGUCAGCAAGAUCCCACCUCCCAAGGAGGAUGUUGAACGGUUCAUCGCUCACUGCAAUGCCUGCUGGAAAGAAAAGCCAGGUGUCGACAUUGCCGUCCAUUGUCAUUACGGGUUCAACCGGACUGGAUUUAUGCUGUGUUCGUACCUGAUCCAGGAACAAGGCUACUCUGUCGCUGAAGCACUGCACCACUUUGAACUAGCACGACCACCCCGCGGCAUCAGACACGAUCAUUUCAAAGGAGAACUCUACCUUCGCUAUGAACCUCCCAAGCAGCUCAAGGCGUGA